ACGUCGCGAGGGUGAGCCGCGUUACGUGAGCUUAAUCGAAGUACGAUCGGGAAAUGUCAAGCCUGCUUACAUAGUUCAUUGAGCAAAAACGCGGGUGGGAAUAUUUAUGAAAAAAUAAAUGAAACGUGACGGCUAUUAUUGCGGCCACUGAGUUAUAAGUGAAGUAGCAAAAGUUCGUUAAUAAUUAACGUCAAACUUGAAUGGAAAACUAUGGUUUGCUGAAAUUUGGAAUGACUGAAAUAAGCGCAAGCGGUGGCGGGUGGCGGGUGACGGCGCUGGCUCGACAGCGGAGCGUGGUCACGAGAUGAGCGGUGCAGGUUGGCUGAGUGCGCCACCGCCGCCGCUGUCCGCUGCCGAGGCCCUCUCUUCGCUUUUGUGGCAGCCGUACGAGUGCCGCUCGCCGCCCCUCUCGCGCUCUCGCACCGAUGGAGCCCUGGCGAGCGACGGUUUCGGCGCGGGGGCCGCGGCAUCAUGCGCGCCCCAGUCGCCAAGCGGCGGUCGUCAUGCGCGCGCGUCGUAUCGCGCGAUUACUCUCCGCCACGAGAUGCGGCUGCCAGUGCCGGCGCCCGCCCCGCUGCGUAAAUCGGACUCGGUCUCUGUGCGCGUUCCGGGCGAGCCGAGCCGACAAAAUGUGUCCAGUGUGAACGUCAACAUAGUGCAGGUGCAGGAUGCCUCAUCCGGUUGUAAUGUGAACAGUGCCGUGCAGACGGAGAGAGAAAGGAGUGUAGCUACCGCAGAGUGCCAGACAGAAGAGCCGACGCGGCGGCGGCGGACUCGGCGUGCGCGGGCGCCGCGAGUGCCCGAGCUGCUGGAGAGUAUACCGCCGCCGCCGUACAGCACGUUGCCACCGCAGGCGCACCCGGUGCCAGUGCCCUUGCCGGUACCAGUGCAUCCGCCUCCAGGGCCCAUCAUAGCACCACAUCCGCCUACUCACCGUUUCCCUUUUCAGCCGAUUCCACUCAGAUCGGGUCGAGGGGCAGCCUACGCAUGUUCGGAGGGCGAAGGGAACGCCCCCAAGUCAUGCUGCGGCCGACCACCCCUCAGGCUGUGUGUGCUCUUCCUGGGAGUCGUUGGAGCGUGCCUGGUCGCCGCUGGUGCUGUACUCGGGGCCCUCAGACCACACCCGAGAGCACCGCUCACGUUGUUACUCCUUAUGAUAGGUAUAGGUGUGGUGCUGGUAACAGCGGCAGGUCUAGCAUGGCGAUUGGGUGCACGUGACGCUCCUUGCGCAUUGCUCGGGUUAAGGCGAGCCUCGUGUCGCCGCCUGGUGCCGCGACUGCCCCCCAGCUACGCCAGACCCCACCAUCCAUAUGCGGCUAUGCUGUAUCCGGAGUUUCAUUACAGGCCACCUCCGCCUACUUACCAAGCUUCUAUGCAAGAGUAUAGGCUCAGGUUACUUCUUUUAGACAGAAGUGCGCCAGCGAUCUCCCCACCCCCAACAUAUAGAUCAAAUGCAGCCAGUCUAGUCAGAGGAGCAUCGGGUAUUACCUGGUGUGGCUCCGAAUACAGCGGUCCGCCGUCCUACCGAGCCCCUCGCGCUGAUCCGCCUGCCGCCGUCACUAACACGCUACCCUCCAUCGCUCCCCUCGACCUAAAGUAUGCUGAUGACAGCAUACAAUCAUUACCGAAACCUUCAGAACAAGAGAAAGAUCCGGACGAACAUUUAGUGACAAUUGUCCACACUGACGCGCAGCCAGUAAUAGUUACAGUGUCAGGAUCUACCGCUCUCAACGACACUCACAUACAACCACCCUCCGAAAUCGAUAUACUGGCGCACUUAUAACGAAUUAAGUUUUCACUAGUAUAAUAAGUUCGAUCGUAUAACGGUAAAGCCCUGUGAUUCGUGCAACAACCAGGAACGAUGUUUCUAGGUGUGAAUUAAAAAUGAAAAGUGAUUGUAGAGGUACCUAGUUGUACUCUGAAGUAAUAAUUCUCAUUUAAAUGUAAUUAGAGAAGUUUAAUAUACAAGAAGCAAGAAGUAUUAGUAAAAGAUAACAAACUUUAAAAUUACUUAAACACAGAUAUUAAUAUUAUAAAUGUGCGUUCGUUACAAUUAAACGGUUGAAAACUGAUUCAAAUGUAUAAUCCUAAAUUUUAUGUUCUAAAUAAACACUUAUUUGUUAAUUAUAAAUAAAAAAUUAGUAGCAAAGCGACAGUUUAACAAAUCAACCCCAAUUCUUUUAGACAUCCAAAAUGAAUAAUUGAAAUAAAAAAAUGUUCAUAACAAAUAGAAAUUUUGUAAAUAUUUAACUUGCUUCUUGUAUAUUUAUAUUUUCUAAAAAUAUAAUCAUUUCAAGUACCUUAUUUUAUUGUAGAUAAGUUUUGUGUAAAUAUUAUAAAGCACUGACGCAUGAGUUACAUUUGCUUUAGUAUUAAAUUAACAAAAUAUGUGCCGUGUAUAUACGUUAAUACAAAUUUAGCAAUAAAUACGAGUUUAUGAGAAAUGCGAGCAACGAACGAUUUAUUAUUUAAACCAAAACCUUGGCCGUAAUGUAUGUACCUACAAUAUACACAUAAUAUUAUGUUACUAUUAAUUUAUAUGGAUAGUGCCAAUGAUUGUUUAAUAAUUCUGUAUAUAAGUAGUUUCAGAUUUAAAAGUUUCAAACUGUUUAUUUCAUGUUUUGCUUCUUAUAAGUUAUAAUUUUUGAAUACUUAAGUGAACUUCCAAUAUUACCUACUUUUUUGCUUUAAUGAUUUCUCAUUAUAAUUUCAGUAGAUAAGUAGGUACGACUUGUUUAAUACAUCACAUUUUUUUUGUUUAGUUUUGUUAACUGUUUUAUUGUUAUUUAUGGGUUCAAGCAAAUAUUUAAGUUAGUAACAUUUUUAACUUAUACUUAGAUAAAUUGCUUGUAAAUAUCCUAUCUACUUAGUGCACUCUUAACGAAUCUGUAUUAAACAUUACUUAAAUAUUAACACUAAUAAUUACUGAAGUUUUAUAUUCAGUUGUUAUUUGAAGAACAAGUGAAGAACAAUUUGAAAAAAUGUCACGUUACUCAUGAACAUUAUGUUAUUGUGUCCUAAAUAAUUGUAACAUAACGUCACUGUUAAUAGAUUGUAACAAUAGUGUAAUAUUAUAUGCUGUACAUAACGUUAUUUGUAAUAUAAGAUAAAUAAAGAAAUUAGUGAAACCA
Molecule: messenger RNA, 3131 nt
Organism: Galleria mellonella (greater wax moth)
Lineage: Eukaryota; Metazoa; Arthropoda; Insecta; Lepidoptera; Pyralidae
Exons: 6
Coding region: 305-1783 (492 amino acids)
Source: RefSeq, a predicted model, not a curated record